AUGCGCUCUGCCCAUCGCCUUCGACUACUUCGUGCAGCGCUCUCGCCUAUCAAUCAUAUUCGCCAAAUACACCUGUCGAACAUGUCGUCGAAGCCAGUGCGCGCCCUCAUCAUGGGCCCACCAGGAUCAGGUAAAGGAACUGUAUCUGAACGCAUUGUAAGUACUUUUAAGGUAACACAUUUAUCGAGUGGAGAUGUGCUCCGAUCCCAAAUUAAAGAAGGUACAGAAGUUGGCUUGAAAGCAAAAGCGAUCGUGGAAAAAGGAGGACUUGUACCUGAUGAAGUCAUGAUAGAACUGAUAAUGGCCAAGAUGAAGGAGUUAUCUGGAGGAAGCUGGCUUUUAGAUGGUAGGUACAUGUCAAGGCAGUUUUCAGGAUUUUACAAUUUCAGGAUAUGUCCUUGGUGCAAACAUCUCAGCUGAUCUGUGCAAAAUUGAUUCGAAAUGAUAUACUUAUAAUGCAAAUUGCGUACGCAGCUUUAAUAGAAAAUUAAUUUUGAUUGGAUGUAUUUUGAGAGUCAUAAGCUAAUAAAAACUAUACACUAUCCAAAGCUCUCUUUGAUUUGUAUGAAAUUUGUAGUGAUAAACAGAUGCCAACAACAGUGAGGUUUCUUAUCUGAAGCGUGGAAAAGACGUCCAUUUUGUGAGGAAUGCAAGGAGAGGGUCGUUUCUGUUCAGAAGAAAAACUAUUUCCACACAAUGCAUGGAUCACUUUUUCCUCAAUGUGUCUUGUCAUGGGAAAGGCCCUUUGAUUUAUUUGUUUCCUGCAACUUGACUUUCAAAUUUCUUGCUUCAAAUGAAAACAGUGCCUUCCAAAGGUAACUUGUUUUGCCACAUUGGCAUUCACUGUUGGUUAAACACUUACCUGUGUAUUCUACAUAAUUUGCGACUUUGUUUCAUUAGAAAAGAGGCUAAGAGGAUCAGACUAUAGCCUAUAAUCUUUUAACAUACGGGUAUAAGCAGGAAUAUGGGCAGAGGACAGAAAACCCAGGUAUAAAGGGCGAGGUCCCUUGAGAAUGAUCCUGGUGUGUAUUUACUACUCUUCUACCUACACCUCUAUUUUUAGGUUUUCCAAGAACUGUUGUACAGGCAGAGAAGCUGGGCGAGAAACAAGAGCUUGAUGUUGUUAUAAACUUAGAUGUUCCAUUUGAAACCAUAAUUGAUAGAAUUUCAGUAAGUUUUCUUUUUCUAUUUCUGAAACAUCAAUUUGUACCAUGUUGAGUCACAUUAGGUGGUCUCUCAUGAUCCAUAACAAGAGAUUAUCUAAUUUCAAAAAGGUUAGAGUGAUAAUAGCUAGUAGUUACUCUGCAGAUCAAUUUGAGUAAUGUGAAGUCAAAUAAGUCCAAAAGAAAAUAAUGUAUAGUUAAUCAAAAAAAGCAGCCUUUUGUGGCACUAAACAAGUUAGAACAGUGGUAAACCAAGUACUGUUGUGCUGGUAUUUCAGUGCUGUUGUCACUAAUGUGUGAAUAAAAGAAAGAUAAUUAUGUCUUGAAAUGAAAUAUGAAAUAUGUUUACUUUUCAUUCCUAGAAACGUUGGAUACAUCCAGGGAGUGGGAAGACUUACAACUUAGAUUUCAACCCUCCUAAAGUACCAGUACGUGAGCAGUAUGAAGUAUUUUAUGACUGCAGUUAAUCUUUACAAUUUGUGAUGAUUAGCAACUUUUAUGAAGAUUAACAUCUGGGUGUUUAAGCAUAAGAAGGGUUUUAAUCAUGAAAUGUUUCUGUUAUUGAAGACAUUUGAAUAACAUUAAGUGACACUGUGAUUUGAUAACAAUCCAGUUGUAUUGUUCUUCUGAAUAUUUACAAUUAUGUGAUUUAAUUAAGUAAUAUAGGACUGUUUACCCCAGGUGCUGGUGUUUAUUUUAGGAAAAGUCUUUUCAAUCUCUCAGCUCUUAGUUACAACAAGGAGAUAGGGUCAAAAGGAAAAGGUGACUUUUUGGUAGAUGCAAGACAAAUUGUUCAAAGUUGAUCUUCACUGUAUUAGCUGUAGUUAUGGAGGAGGAUAGUAAUUGCUUAGGGUUGAAGUUCUUAUAGGUUCCCUGGGGUGGUCUCUUAACAAUAAUAUCAAGGUGACAAGAAGGUAAAUGCAAUACCUAGACAGACUGUGAGCUGUCUGCUUUCCAACCUUCUCAAGAUGAUGUCUGCAAGUAGUACUAACAUUAAGACAGCAAGAUUGCUUUGCUGAGAAAAAAUCAAGGCAGUGAGGUUUUUAAGUUAUGUGUUGUGUUGUUUUAAAAUUAGCAAUUAAAUUUCUCUUUAGGGAAAAGAUGAUGACACAGGUGAGGAUCUUGUUCAAAGAGAUGAUGAUAAGGUUUGUUAUCUGGCUUACUGUGAAAGUUUUGAUGUAUUUUUUGAAAUCAAAAGCCCUUUAAUUAAUCAGGAAGUGUUCUUAAAAACAACGGCAUGUAAAAGAGAAAGAAAGGAUUGAAAAAAAAACACUAACUUAAUGAAAUAAUUAAAAUUUGUAUGAUGCUGGCAUUUUUCCUCUAGCCUGAGACUGUGCGACAGAGAUUAAAACAGUAUGAGGAAAUGACAAAGCCACUUAUUGAUUUUUAUACGUAAGUACAAACAAGUACAGUAUGUUGAAUCAUUUUGGGUGAUUUAGUCUUCAGAGAAACUUCAUGUUUUAUGAUAUUUCACACUUUUUAAAUGCUGUUUUGUUUACAGGAAACAAGGAAUACUUGAGUCAUUUUCUGGAACAGAAACAAAUGUAAUAUGGCCCAAAGUCAAAGAUUAUCUUACUGAAAAUUUCUUCAAACUAUAAGAAAUUGUUUGGGUGCGACAUACUUCGCAACUGUCUGCUUUAUAUAAUUAUUCACAAGUUGUUUACUAAGUAUUUUCUCAGGUUCUUUGAAUAUUUUUACAUACUCACUGAUCAUUUGGCAAAUAAUUGUCAGAAAUCGUGCUUUGUUUAGAAAGCCUUCAAUUCUUGAAGGUUGGUGGAGAUUUCCUAGUUCCAUAUGGAUUUAAACCACAAACAGUUGUCUUGUUUCUUUUUCUGGUAUUUAAUGAUUUUUAUAGGUUAUCUAGUCAUAAAAAAAUUCAGAUUCAAAUCUUUGCAAAUGAGAAAUUUCAAAUUUUCCAAUGUCAAAAAAACAAAAAUCAAUGACUCUAUCAAAUUGCAAGUUUUAUGCUAUUAUAAAAGCCAGAGGAAAUAAUCAAAGGGGAAAGAGUCAUGUAAUUCAGGCUAUUAUUGUGGGCUUUAGGUUUUGCUAUUCAUGUAAUUAAUAAGGAUUAAAAAUCCCAAAUAAAAUGGGAAGUGAAAAUAACUUGUUGGAAGUAAAAAUUUUUCUUACUGAUUGACAUACUUUCCUUAAAUUUUAGUUCCAAAACUUAUAGAAACACAAGUAAAUUGAUUUUCUUAGAUCUUAAAUCAUUUCUCUUUAGUUGGAAAAUUUACUGAAGAUAUAUCAGGGAAUUAUUAAUUUAAGUAUAGUUAGGUUGUAUCAAUUGUGAGGGAAAUAAGUCCAAAAGAAAAUAAUGUGUAAUUAAGGAAAACAAAAAAGCAACCUUUUGUUUUUUGUGGCACUUUAUAAAGAUGAGUGGUAAACCAUGUGCAGUUGUGUUAGUAGUUCAGCACUGUAGUCUAUCAUGUGAAUGGUAGAUUGUCAAUAAAAGAAUAAAAAUUG
Molecule: messenger RNA, 3626 nt
Organism: Pocillopora meandrina
Lineage: Eukaryota; Metazoa; Cnidaria; Anthozoa; Scleractinia; Pocilloporidae
Source: the annotation of a GenBank genome assembly